This is a messenger RNA of Linum tenue, 293 nucleotides long. The record is from the annotation of a GenBank genome assembly. NCBI's taxonomy places the organism in Eukaryota, Viridiplantae, Streptophyta, Magnoliopsida, Malpighiales, Linaceae.
AUGUGGAAGGGUCUGCUAGCAUAGGUGAAAAUGGCAGAAAUCAGAAAACACGAGAAAAGACGAGAGUGCAAGAUGUAUGGAACAUGGAUGCAAGUGAAAGGAUCGAAUUGGAGAUUGACGAAUUUGGUGUUCCUUGUGGUGGCGAGUCAUCUCUUUUUGCAUCCUUUCUUGGGACAAUUGCAAAGAACAACACCUUGACUCCACUGUCGAUAGAGCAUUGGAAAAGAAGAGAGUUCAAACCAUUUCACAGGCAAAUACUGAAAAUCACCAAGGUAAAACACUCUCCUUCUCCA